Messenger RNA from Trichogramma pretiosum, 2665 nucleotides. Its product is annotated as lysosome-associated membrane glycoprotein 1-like. Bases 494 to 1420 code for a protein of 308 amino acids. NCBI's taxonomy places the organism in Eukaryota, Metazoa, Arthropoda, Insecta, Hymenoptera, Trichogrammatidae. The record is from RefSeq and is a predicted model, not a curated record. The transcript is spliced from 5 exons. Gene Ontology annotation, cellular component: membrane.
AGCGAAGCGAACUCCGAAGUUUACGGCUGACAUUGCAUUGACGCGUUAAGAAGUGCGAGAAGUCGCGCACACGUUAAGGGGGCCUCCGCGAAACUGUAUACAUAAUACAAAGCAUACGUAAUUCUGCCAAUAAUCCAAAACUAUAAUAUUUCUCGAUUCAUCGCGCAUUACAUAGAGUCACCGAGACAUACGUCAUAUAUAAUAACAAUAAUAAUACAAAAUAAAAUAAUCGCCGUCGAAUCGUGUCUGUGCAGCGCAGAUCUGCCGCCGGGCCGCCGCCGUCAGUGCAAUAGCUACAAGCAAAGCAGCAGCAGCAGCAACCAAAGAACAUCAUCAUCGUCGUCGUCACUCCGAAAGCGAGAAGUUGUUCGCAGCAGUUGUCUCGCGUUAGACGUAAUCGUGCUCACGGGUAUAAAACAGGGUAGCAGAGCGACGACAGUCCACCUACGAUUUCAGCCCGCAAAAAAGUAAAAAAAAAAUAACAGAAACAAACAUGAAGAAACAUUUGGCGUGUUAUUUGGCCCUCGGCUGCUGUCUACUCGUCGCGGUGUCAGGAGCUACUACAAAAUUGCCUGAUACAACAACUCCUGAAUCAAAAACUUCAACUGUUCCACCCACAACUGUUCCUACAAAACCAACUCCUAGUACUACAACUUCAACCACGACUACAACAACAACAACAACUACAACCACAACUAGUACUACACCAACACCACCUACAACUCCUCCUCCCCCUACAACCACGGCUCCUCCAAGUCCUCCUGUACCAAAGCCAGAUCCUCAAAAAUAUGUGGCCAACAUCUCAGAUCAUAAUCUCAUAAUUGCUAGAAUGGCAAUGCAAAUUAACAUCACAUAUGAAAAUGUAGAUUCCAAAAUGAAUGUAUCAAGACAAAUCAACAUUCCCAGUGAUAACAGAACUACAGCAUUUGGAAGCAAUUCUUCUCUUAAUGAUGAAGUUUUGCAACUGACGUGGAAAUCCGCUGGAACAGGCAAUAACUCUGUUCUUUUACAUUUCAAAAAAGAUGCCAAAACAUAUGCUCUUACUGGUGUAGAAGUCAUGGUCCAACCUCAAGAAUUACCUCAUAGCAAAUACAAUGAAAGUGUAACCUUUGCUUUUAACAAAGAAGCCUACAAUACUACUUUGGGUAAUUCCUAUAGAUGCAUUAGAUUGCAAACUUUCAAUUUGACCAAAACUGAUGAAAGUACAGUAAUGGCACAACUUAGUGUAUAUGACAUGCAAUUCCAAGCUUUUAAAUCUGACGAUCAAACUAGUUUUGGUUAUGCCAAUGACUGUCAGUUUGACACACCAGACGUGGUGCCAAUAGCAGUAGGCUGUGUUCUUGCUGGUUUGGUUGUAAUAGUUCUGGGAGCCUACUUGAUUACCCGCAAACGUACCGCCCGUGGAUACCACAGCAUGUAAUUGGGAUGUUGCCCAAUUUUUUUUUACUACCAAACUCAUAUUUCUUCAUGUGAAUUCUGUGCGCAGAAAGCGAUUACUUUCCGUAAGAAUUCUUCAUUUUUCUGGAACAUUGCUUGGUAGAAAUAUUUACUUUUUCUAAUUCAUAUUUAAUCAUUUAUAAAAUUACGAAAGCCAUAUAAUUGUAAGUAAUUUUUCUUAAUAGAGUAACAAAAUCUUUUGGUCGUACUUAGUUAAAAAUCGUUCUAUAUAAUUAAUUAAUUUUUUCUUUGAUUAUUAACGCAUUCAUUACUUGUCAUAAAACUUUCGAAAUAUUUGUUGACAUCUUGAUUUAAUUACGAAUUUCCUACAAUCAAAACACUGUCACCAAAGUAAUUUGAAGGUGCAUGAGAUGUAAUCUUGUCUUUCUUUUGCUCGUACGAUUUCAUAUCAACUUUUUAUAUUGUAUAUUAUUGUCCUUUGUACUGAUCCUCUUCAGAGGCGAUCGUGAGUAAAAAGCUCAAGAAAACAUUAUUAUAUAGAAAACCUUGGCUUGAGUAUUCCAUAAGAUGUUGCUCGUCAUUUCUUUUGAUUUGUUAUUAACAAAAACAAUGAAUUAUUUAAAUGAUGAUUUUUCUGCACUUACAGUACCUUUAACUGUAACUUAAUUUAAAUUAAAUUGGAGUGCAAUUAUGUAAAGUCAAGCUUCGAAAGAAACUAUAGUCUGGCUCAAAAUUCAAGCUACAAAACUUCACAAAAUAAUUGAUGUUUAUAAUAUUCUAAUCAUUAACAUUCCUUUCAAAAUACUGUUGCCAAUUUUAUGAUUUUUUCUUUUGAUUGAAUUGAAUAAGAUAACGUAAUGAAAUUACUUCUAUGCUUGUUAGAUUAAGUGGCAGUAAUCGGAAUCGUAUGUCAAUUUGUCGAAAUAAAUGAUAUUCGUGAUUACACAUGGGCUAUUUCUGUGUUUAAGAGCCUUAAAAAUUGAAUUGUGAUAUUUCUUUGUACUACUUCAUUGAAAGCUUGUAAAGACUGUCAAAAAAGGAGUCGAAAAAUGAAAUAUGUUUUUUUUUUAAUAAUGCGGAAAAUUUUUUUAUUCGUACCGAAAAUGUAAUUUGGUUACUUUGUCUGGUGUUUUACUUUGGCGCUUUGGUGCUACAAAUAUAAUUGAAAAAUUAUUUUAUAAUUUCACUGAAAGCUGUCCAUAGCCAGACAACAAUAGUCUUGCGUUCUUUGUGAAUUAUUCGAUUAUUUAUAACAAAAAAAAAAAAA